Molecule: messenger RNA, 1927 nt
Organism: Portunus trituberculatus (swimming crab)
Lineage: Eukaryota; Metazoa; Arthropoda; Malacostraca; Decapoda; Portunidae
Exons: 2
Coding region: 455-1267 (270 amino acids)
Biological process (GO): regulation of transcription by RNA polymerase II
Cellular component (GO): nucleus; transcription regulator complex
Molecular function (GO): DNA binding
Source: RefSeq, a predicted model, not a curated record
GUACCUAUAGUUAUUACCGUAGCGAUAUGAUUAUAUUCAGCAUGGCUAAUAUAUUAUGUCACUGAACGUAAUCAUGUGGUAUUUGUAGCUAUCGUGGUUGGUUAGUUGCUAUCUAUUCCUCGAUAGUUUGGGUCAGUAUUCACUGGGGUACACAUAUAUUUAGCUAAGUAUGUACCCCACAUAUACUGCUUUCCAGAGAAAAGGUUUACCUCCUGCAUACAACCAUGGUGACCUUAAGCAAGCCUGAACAAAACUAAUGACAAGCAACUAUCUAUAGUUGCGGAGAUCACUUGCAAUAAAUUUUAAGCAAAACAUUGUUUUGAAUAUGGGCUUUACAUCUAAUAAUUGCAGUUGCCCGAUUAAAUAUUUCACAUUAGUUUACUACCUAGAGCAGCUCCAUGACUGCAGCCCCAGCUUGAGUUGCCGCCACUAGAUAACUCACUACUAAUUUUCAAUGACGCCACUAGUUGCCGCCACUGUAUAUUUGCUGAGCUAUUGUUACAACAUGGAGAAGAACGAUAUUGUAAAUAUAGUGAACAAGACAGUGAACGCAGAAGACUUGAUAAGAGCAGUGGAGCAGCAGCCUGCCAUUUGGAACAUUACUACGGAGGAGUAUGGGACCGCAGGUGGCCGCAGGCUGGCCUGGGACGCCGUCGUACGGACGUUCUUCCCAGACUUGGAUGACAUGUCUUCUGCUGAGAAAAGUGCAUUAACGGCUGUUAUUCAGAAGAAGUGGAAAGGAAUUCGCACAUGUUAUGCCAGAGAACUUCAAAGGCAAAAGCAAGAAAUGAACAUACAAAAACCAAAAACAAGAAAGCCAUAUAUUCACUUUGAAGCAUUACAGUUCCUAGAACUUAUAUCAAAGCUAGUCCCAUUUGGUAAGGGAGAAGCUACAAAUACCACUCUAGAUGAAUCUACUCAAAAUUUCAUUAAAAUUGUUGGAUGCACUACUCUCAGUCCUAGUGUGGAUACUGAAGAUGAAGAGGUAGAAGAGAUAGUCUUAGAAGAUACAGAAGCUGAGAAACAAAGGUAUAAACAGUCAUUCAAGAGAAAGACAGUCAACGAAGAGGAUGAAAAUCUCAUUCACACCCUCGUGAAGAAAAUCAUACAAUCUGAAAAUAUGUCUAGUGAAAAUAAUGAGGAUAGGUUAUUCUUACUCUCCCUGACAUCUGAACUGCAUAAAGUACCUGAACACAGAAAGCUGAAACUGAAAGCAGAUAUUAUUACUCUUAUUUCUCAGGCUCAACAAAAUGUUCAUGGUAAAUAAGAACCUACAGUAAUAUAUGAAGAGCAAUUAUAUCAUAAGUGAGAUGUCACCAAAGGAGCUGACUUCUCACCAUAGCUCAAUUCCUUAUACUUUGGUUGUUACUCAUGCCAAUGAGAGAGAGAGAGAGAGAGAGAGAGAGAGAGAGAGAGAGAGAGAGAGAGAGAGAGAGAGAGAGAGAAUGGUGAAUCACAUAUUACAAUCUGUCUUGUAACCUGAGUGAGAAGAAAGUUUGUUUUCAUCCUCACUCCAGGCUCAUAGUUCCAUGAAAUUAAGUAUUUAAGAAACUGUUGGUUUGAAGCAAGACCUUUGAUUUGGUUAUUUUCUCUUUUGAGGUUUGUGGAUGCAGAGUAAAAUUUGAAUGUUAAUAAAUCUGCUUAUAAGACCAAACCCUAGUUGAGUGUUAGAUGCAGAAGAUGGAGGUGAAGAUGGGCUGUCUGCUGUGAUAGCUAACAAAAGUAGUCAAAAAGAGUAUUAUAAGUACUAAGUCUUUACUGCUGAGUGAAGCUUCCAGAUGUACAACUUCAAUCUCAGGGGAAGACUUGUAUUACUGUAUGGAUGGCUCCCAAGUGUGGCUGCUGUCUGUAUAUCACUUAUUCUGCCUUCAGUUGUCUUUAAUGGAAGUUUAUUUUUUGUAUUAAAAUAAAAAGGAAACAAUAAGUU